Messenger RNA from Solea senegalensis (Senegalese sole), 5190 nucleotides. RefSeq names its product target of myb1 like 2 membrane trafficking protein (gene tom1l2b). The transcript is spliced from 15 exons. Gene Ontology annotation, biological process: signal transduction. Lineage: Eukaryota; Metazoa; Chordata; Actinopteri; Pleuronectiformes; Soleidae. Gene Ontology annotation, cellular component: membrane; endosome. The coding region runs from base 61 to 1623 and encodes 520 amino acids. The record is from RefSeq and is a predicted model, not a curated record. Gene Ontology annotation, molecular function: ubiquitin binding; phosphatidylinositol binding; clathrin binding.
UCCUCAGCGUCGUCAUCCUCCUCGUCCUCCCAUGGACUGACUUGUUUGUUGUCGAGCAAGAUGGAGUUCCUGUUGGGAAACCCUUACACCACCCCGGUGGGCCACUGCAUUGAGAGAGCCACCGAUGGCUCCCUGCAAAGUGAAGACUGGACCCUCAACAUGGAAAUAUGUGACAUAAUCAAUGAAACAGAGGACGGGCCAAAAGAUGCCAUUAGAGCAGUUAAGAAGCGACUCAACGGCAACAGGAACUACAGAGAAGUGAUGUUGACUCUAACGGUCCUCGAGACGUGUGUGAAGAACUGCGGCCACCGCUUCCAUGCAUUGGUCACGAGCCGGGACUUUGUUGACGGCGUGCUUGUUAAAAUCAUCUCCCCUAAAAACAACCCACCUACAAUUGUUCAAGAUAAAGUACUUGCACUAAUUCAGGCGUGGGCUGAUGCAUUCAGGAGCAGUCCAGACCUCACGGGGGUGGUUCAAAUCUAUGAAGAGAUGAAGAGGAAAGGUAUCGAGUUCCCCAUGUCAGACCUGGAGACCCUGUCGCCUAUACACACGCCUCAGCGGGCUGCGUCUGCUCCAGAGGGCGGCGACUCCUCUGUACUCAAGUUCAGCGCCACUCCUCAGCCCACACCACACACUGUCCCGCCGGCCUACACUGACCCUCAGGUCCCCAACCUCCCAGCCUCUGGAGCCAUUAAUCCCACACCUGAACAGAUUUGUCGGCUGCGUAGUGAGUUGGACGUUGUUCGCGGAAACACUAAGGUGAUGUCAGAGAUGUUGACAGAGAUGGUCCCAGGACAGGAGGACGCUUCAGACUACGAGCUACUACAGGAGCUGAACAGGACUUGCAGAGCCAUGCAGCACAGAAUAAUGGAGCUGAUCUCCUGUGUUUCCAACGAGGCUGUGACUGAGGAGCUGCUGCACGUCAACGAUGACCUCAACAACAUUUUCUUACGCUACGAAAGGUAUGAGAGGUUUAGGUCGGGGAGAUCUUCAGCUCAGACUGUCAAUAACGGGGUCCUGAGUGAGGCUACUGAGGACAACCUGAUCGACCUCGGUCCAGGCUCCCCGGCUGUGGUCAGCAACAUGUCCAAUGUGGCCCCAGCCCAGAGCAUCACUGCACCAGUGGGUGGACCCUCCUCACCAGCCACCUUAGCCUCUCGCCUUGCUGGUCUCGACAUGGGUUCAGACAGUGUGAGCAGCACCUUGAGCUCUCUGUCCAGCUGUAAACCUCCUCCACCUGCUCAGGACGACUUUGACGUGUUCGCUCAGACCAGGACUGGAGUCGUGUCUGAACCACACAAGACUACUGCAGCAGGAGACAACCGUGCCUCUGGUAACCCUCCCACUCUGGACGUGGUACAGCCGACUGCAGGAGGGGGCGUCGCUCGUCAGUCCUCUGUCAUGGAUGACAUAGAGGAGUGGCUGUGUACUGAUGUGAAGGGAGAUGAAGGCGAGGAAGGAGUGACGAGUGAAGAGUUCGACAAGUUCCUCGAGGAGAGAGCCAAAGCUGCCGAGAUGACCCCCAGCCUACCGUCGCCCCCCAGUGGCGACCCGGGGGCAACACAGGGAACCCCCAGCCGUAAGAAGCCAGACAGACCAGAGGACGCUUUGUUUGCCAUGUAGACCUUUCUUUCACCUCUGGCCCUAACGACCUGAGCAGCAUCACCCGGAGACGGACUGCCCACAUGCUAGUCCACAACGCAGUGAAGUUACACUACAGCUAUUCAUACGCUCUGUUCAUUUUCCCCCAUCAGAAAAACAAAAACACUAUUUUCAUCAGCAGUCAAAUAGAUGUCACCCUGUGUCAGAGGCGAUGAGGCAGCCUGCUUAUUCCUUCUUCUUCUUUACAUGCGGAGAACCUCCUGUGGACUGCAGAGCUUCUUGUUGCAGCUAAUCCUGAUGAUCAGAUGUAGAGUUUUAUAAACAAAGAUUCCUUGUUCUGUUUCCGAGCCCUCAGAGCAUGAUUUAAUGCAACCCACACAGUUUUAAGAGGCAAACAAGUGUCAGAAACAAUAACAAUAACUGUCGCAGAAAUACUGAGCAUUACGUCCCAGUUAUAGUUUUCAGUGUUUGUAUCAGUCUUGAGUUUGAAAUUGUAAAUCUGUAAAUGACAAAAAGUCACGUUUAUUAGUCGUGUGUAUAUUUAAGCUACAAAUAUGUAUGAAAGAGAUGUUGAUUUAAAUGUAGAUUUGCUGAUGUCCGCAGCCACUCCGACACGAGGGGGCGUACCUGAGCGGGUACAAGAAAAGGGACGUGCGUUAAAUCAGGAAAAAGACGACGUUUUUUGGUAGAAUCACAAAUCAACACAUACAGAAUAAUCCUGUCAUAGAUUAUAGGGAUGACUCGAUACCACUUGUGUUUGACACUGAUACCAAUAUCGAAACCUUGAAUUCUGUCCGAUGCGGUCUUUCUCCUCUUUAAGCAACUAGACUGUAUAUUUUGAACUUGAGCUGGAUUUUAAGUUUCUCGUUCGGUUAAGAAAAUAUCCGCCCUCUUUAGUCUGACUCAAGCCAUCCGAUAAACGAUAACGCGCCACUUGCCUGAACAAGACAUCUCGUAUGUAGCAUGUAACGUGUGCUUCGUUAAGCAUUUACAUCAUAUUUAUGAUUUGAUGGAUCAUAUUGGGCUCAUUUUUUUCUUUUUCCUCAUUCAGUUAUUUUUGGCCAGUUUGGUACUGAUAUUGAUUAUUGUAUCAGACCAAUACUGAGUAUCAUGUCAAAGAGAAUCGUAUCGGACUGACAACGAUGCUGCGUAUCGCAUCAAAUCAGUAGUGAUACUAAGUAUUGUAUGUGAUCGAUAUCGAUACUGAGUAUCGUGUCUCACUGAUACAUAUAUGGAAUCACACCCCUGAUGCUUAGUGUCUUAUCGCACCAAUAGUAAGAUAGUGUCAUAUUGACCAAUAACGAUGGAGAGAUUAACAUCGUUUCUGGGUAUCGUACUGGAAAGGCAAAGAUACUGGGUACUGUAUCAGUCCAAUAUCAAUACUGGGUACUGUAUUGGUCAGGUAUGGACAGACAGAGUUACUGGGCACUGUAUUGGUCCGAUACAGACAGACAGCGAUGCUGGGUACUGUAUCGGUCCGAUGGUGAUAUUGGGUAUCCUAUAGAACAGACAACGAUACUGCACCAGUAACGAUAUCAGUGUAUCGUAUCAGAUUGACAUCGUUUCUGGGUAUCGUACUGGACAGACAACGAUACUAGGUAUAAUUUCACACUAAUACUAAGUAACUUAUUCGACCCAUAGUGAUACCGAGUACGUAAACAAGUACUGUGUGAAAUUGAAACUGAUACCAAGUAUUAUCGGCUCAUCCCUAGCAUCGUUCUCUCUCACAAAUCUAAGCGUGGAUGUUUGAUGGUGUUGAGACCAGAUUUAUUGAGAUUAUUUUCUUUGCUGAGAUUAAGCUGAAGCUGCUGUCGUCGAUCUUAUUUCCACCGUCUGGAUUAUGGCUGUAGAUGUAAUUAUCUCUAUUUGUGCUGAAGAUGGAUGCAAAGAUAUUUUUGUGCUUUUUGAAUGUGUUGACGAGUGAUCACAGUCAGAUUAGAUACUGUAUGUUUUCUGUUAAAGGGACCAGAUUUUUUGUGCUGUUUCCUGGAUGUUGAAGGGAAAAUCCCGGUUGAACGGAGCUCCGGGUCCAUGUCAGAACUCCGAGCUCUGCCGUAUAAAUGUAGGGAUGUCAUGACACGAUGUGAUAAGAGAGCACAUUAUUUCUUUGAAAUUAUUUUCUCCUUUUUUCUUUUUUGUUUCUUUCUUGACGCCUGACACAUUUCUAUAAAAAAAAAAAAGCCUGACCUUUCAACACGACAUUUGUUUUCAGAAAUGAGCUCGCCACAGACGCAGCGCGACAAAUGAGAAAUCAUUUUACUCCCCAUGACAGUCAUAAAUGCCACGUGUUACACAAUCACAACAAGCUGGAAACAAGCGGCGUUUCCCCUCUCUGCUCCCGAGAGAAUGAAUCGGAACAAUUUAACCAGAUUACGGACGCACAAUAUGCUGAUACAGCUGGAGAGUUUGGACCGACACCGAUAUAAAUACUUUUUGAGGUCAUUUAGCCUCUUCUGUAGUGAAAUUAAUGGAAUAUUUUUUCAUACGUGUGUCUAGGGCUGCUACGAUCAAUUGAUUAUUAGUCCAUUACUAAAUUAAUUGUCAACUAUUAUGAGUGAUUUGUCACUAAUUAAAACCCUUUUUUUUCUUCAGAGGAUAUUUUCUGGUUUCUUUGCUCCAUAUGAAAAAGAAAUGAUUAAAAGUGUAUAUUUUUGGGGGUUUUUUUUGGACAAAAUAAGACAUUUGAGGUGUUCAGGUGUAGAUUUGCAUACAUUUGUGCAGAAUAAAUAAACAUGGGGAGCUUGAUGAUAUCUGAUGCUACAUUUUAAAGCCAAUAUCGUCCAGAUUAAACCUUUUUUUUGGGAAUAUUUCUGCAAAGUUGUGGAAAUAUUUUUGUGUUUCUUUUCCACGUCAACAUUUUUAAUCGGGUUAUUUAAAAGAGAAAAGUUAAAAAGUGAAAGUGAGUUGUCUUGGUUAUGUUUUAGUGUUUUUUUUGGCUUUUGUUUUUCUAAUGUGUCUUUACCGUAUUGUUUUUGUGGUUAAUAAUAAUUUUUGGCCGUACAACUUAUGGAUGUUUAUGGUCUCUAAUCAGAUCAGAAUCAGCAGUUUGUAGCCGAGACAGAAUCAAAGCGGUCGUUUCAUGAAGGAUGAAUUAGCUGAUGUUUCGGUGACUUUGCUGGAAAGAAGUGUCAACGUUGCACAUUAGAAAAAAGGAAGAACCUCCCUUUUUUUGUUUCUUUAUUUUUGUUAGUGUUUAACCUCCGUGUUUGUGUGUGUGACAUUUGAUCUCCGCUGUUCAAGUCAAGUUAGUUUUUAUUCAAUGAAAUGAUGUAAUAAUCAUUUUUAAUUUUAAAAGCUUUCGGUGCUGGAAUCAUGAGCGACUGCAUGUGACACUAGGACACUGCUGCAGAGUGAAUGUAGAGGGGAAACACUGCUGCCUUCUCAGGCCUGUUUUUGUUAUUUCUUCUGUUUAAAGUUUGAAAUUCACUGGAUACACAGAUAGAGGAGGAGGAGGAGGAGGAGGCUGUGCCGAUGAAGGAGGCUGUGCCGUGCGUGACUGCUGCUUUUCCUCCGUUUGCCUCGUUUCUCUUUGUGUUGUUUGAACUCGUGCAUGAACUCUAAUAAAACUUUAGCAGUGCGUGAACCACA